AUGGGGUGCUUUCAUAGUAAAAAAGAGAUUUCUGAUUUACAUCCAAAUGUUUUUCGUGUUAUAAAUAUUGAUGAGAAUAAAGUAGACCUUUGCUCAGGUAAAUUAGAGAUCACAGAGUCAGAUAUAAUACUAUACAGAGAGGGCAGAGACUCUACUGUGUGGCCUCUUCAUUCUUUACGAAGAUACGGAUUUGAAAGGGAUAUAUUCAGUUUUGAGUCAGGAAGGAGAUGUGAAACAGGAGAAGGAAUUUACGCGUUUAGGUGUCAGAGAGCAUCAUUUCUUUUUCAUACCUUACAGCAGCAAAUUCAAUUGAGAAAUGUCAUUCAUGAUUCCAUGUCAUACCCUGUAUCCAGGUUAACACCUUCGCCCCAAGGAAGACAAACAUUGCAAGCUUCAGUAGUACAUCGUUCCUCGAUCGACAAUGGUCAAAUAGACGGUUCAGCGCCAACACAUAAUAAUAACCUAUCUGAUAUUGCUUCUCACACAUCAGUAACAAGAACUGCUAACCAGUCACCAAGAUCACCAUCUAGUGCCGAUAUUUUGGAGGUGAUGCCAUUAAAUCCACGCCCACAAGCUCUUAACAACCAUGUUACUAAUGUUUAUCAAGUACGUGAUUUUAAAAGAGAACAUAAUAAUAAUCAAGAAGCCACUUUAGAUAGUCGACAUUUGUAUAGUAAUGAUUUUAGCAGAGAUUUGGCACUUCUUAGAAAUGAUUUACGCCAAGAAAUGGUUUUAAACACACAAAAAGACGAUGAAGAUAAAAAAUUAUUUUUGGCAAAUAAAUACAAGACCAUUUCUAAAAAAUAUGUGAAUAGUGCUUUAUCACCGACUAUAAGUAAUAGUAGUGACCAUUAUGCUCAGUUAACUGUUGAUCAACAAGAAGCAGCUAGACUGUAUGUAAAUAUUGCACCAAAUGAUACAAAUCUGGCAGAAAAUGAAAAAACUGAAAUUGUUCCCACCACACCACUCACCCCAAAACAAGUAGAAUAUUGUAAUUUGACUAUUGGCAACAAAUCAGAAAUUAACAGUUAUGCAAACUUAUUGUUGGGCGAUAUGGUGGACAGUGCUAAAACGUGUAGUGCAGAACAAUCACAAAAGUUUUCGGAAUCUGAUACUUAUACAUCAAUGUCACCAGUUGAAGAAUUGGAAGUGAACUAUGCUGUGCUCGAUAUAGACUCUAACAAGGAAUGUACGAAAACUGCAAGAGAUUUAGCAUCCCCUGAGAGCCAGUCAUACACAAGUUCAAAAAAUGAAAGCACUGCUUCAUAUACAUCACAAAAUCGUGGGCGCCUGGUUUCUCAAAAUAGUUUGGAACAGACGCCUGCAACUUGCCCGUCAUCAGCAGCAGCUCCUUCCAGUGUUGGUUACACAACAAUAGACUUCGACAAAACUGUUGCAUUAACUUCUGUUGCUGCAGGAGAUGUUAGCAUUGAUGGCACAAGAAAAACUCGGCACAAUUCAUGUAGUCUUAUAUGUGGAAGUCCAGGUAGUACUGAUAAAAGCGGUAAAUAA
Molecule: messenger RNA, 1512 nt
Organism: Parnassius apollo (apollo)
Lineage: Eukaryota; Metazoa; Arthropoda; Insecta; Lepidoptera; Papilionidae
Source: the annotation of a GenBank genome assembly